CUAAAAGGUACCAUACCAAGUCAAAGAGGGGAAAGAGGAAGAGAUAGAGCAGGCAACCAUGGGGUUUGGAGCAGUAGAGGCGCUGUGGAGAAUAGGAUGGGGAGCGGUUGGCGUGCUGUUACUGCUAUGGGCUUGGAGAGGGUUGGAGUGGCUUUGGUGGAGACCAAGGACGCUGGAGAGAGCGCUCCGGGCCCAAGGGCUGAGGGGCACCCGGUACCGCUUCCUCUACGGGGACCUCAAGGAGAACGCCCGGCUCAUCAAGGAGGCCCGGGCCAAACUCAUGCCUUUGUCUCACGACAUCGUCCCUCGGGUCGCUCCCUUGUUGCAUCGUGUCAUGAAGGAAAACGGUAAAAUUUCUAUUACUUGGUUUGGACCUGUACCGAGAGUAACUAUUAUGAAUCCCGAGUCAGUAAGGGAAGUUUUGUCCAACAAGUUUGGCCACUUUGGGAAACAAAAACUAAGCCCUCUUGGACGGUUGUUAGCCACGGGACUUGUAAGUUAUGAAGGUGAAAAAUGGGCCAAACAUAGAAGGAUUUUAAAUCCUGCUUUCCAUAUGGAGAGGUUGAAGCGCAUGCUGCCAGCAUUUUCUGCUUGUUGUCGUGAAUUGGUUGACAGAUGGGAGAAAUCAAUUGAUUCUUUAGGAUAUUAUGAAUUAGAUGUUUGGCCUGAGCUCCAGAAUUUUACUGGAGAUGUCAUCUCCCGAACAGCAUUUGGUUGCAGCUACGAGGAAGGAAGACAGAUUUUCCAACUUCAAGCAGAGCAAGCUGAACUAUUUAUUCAGGCAGCUCAGUCUGUGUACAUUCCAGGUUACAGGUUUCUGCCUACCCCAAUGAACAACAGAAGAAAAGAAAUUGAUAGAGAGGUUCGAGCACUCCUAAGAGGCAUAAUUGAGAAGAGGGACCAGGCUAUAAAAAUGGGCAAAGCUAGUAAUGAUGACUUAUUGGGCUUGAUGAUGGAAUCUAAUUUGAAACACUUCCAAGAACAUGGGAACUUCAAGAACACUGUGAUGACCACCGAUGAGGUGAUUGAAGAGUGUAAACUUUUCUACUUUGCAGGGCAGGAGACAACAUCUGUGUUGCUUACAUGGACAAUGGUUGUCUUGAGCAUGCACCCAAUCUGGCAGCUUCGUGCAAGAGAAGAGGUUUUAGAAUUCUUUGGGAAAAACAAACCAGAUUUUGAUGGCUUGAGCCGCUUAAAAAUUGUGACUAUGGUUCUGUAUGAAGUUCUCAGGUUGUACCCGCCUUUAAUUCUACUCACCCGCAGAACAUACAAAACAAUGAAACUUGGAGAUAUCACCUACCCGCCAGGUGUAUUACUAUCAUUGCCUGUGAUCUUCAUUCACCAUGACCCAGAAUUCUGGGGCAAAGAUGCCAGUGAGUUCAAUCCAGAGAGAUUUGUAGAAGGCGUUUCAAAGGCAUCAAAGGAUCAGAUGGCCUUUUUUCCAUUUGGUUGGGGUCCUCGGACCUGUAUUGGGCAGAACUUCGCAUUGCUGGAAGCUAAGAUGGGACUAAGCAUGAUUCUUCAGCAUUUCUCAUUUGAGCUUUCACCAACCUAUGUCCAUUCUCCGUGCACCGUUAUAACUCUCCAACCCCAGCAUGGUGCUCAAAUUAGGUUGCAUAGACUCUGA
Messenger RNA from Phoenix dactylifera (date palm), 1627 nucleotides. Its product is annotated as cytochrome P450 CYP72A616-like. The record is from RefSeq and is a predicted model, not a curated record. NCBI's taxonomy places the organism in Eukaryota, Viridiplantae, Streptophyta, Magnoliopsida, Arecales, Arecaceae. Gene Ontology annotation, molecular function: oxidoreductase activity, acting on paired donors, with incorporation or reduction of molecular oxygen; monooxygenase activity; heme binding.